UUCCAUAUUGUGACGUCACGUGAUACAGUGAGAAAAGUGUUGAAUGAGAAAAGCCUUACAAAUACACAAAUGACUUGAGAGGGACAUACAAAUUUCUGUUGACAAUUUUUUCCGUAGGGACAUAAUGCCGUUGUUCGGAAAGAAGAAUGACGGUGAAAAGAAGCACCCAGGAAAAGAAUCGGACAUUAAAAGGAGAUACGAAUUUAAGAAAAAGCUCGGAACUGGUGCCUUCUCAGAAGUAUUCUUAGUAGAAGAUCGAACUCACGCUGGAACAUUACAAGCCGUGAAAUGUAUUGAUAGGAAAGGUUUACUUGGCAAAGAAGACUCACUAGAGAAUGAAAUAAGAGUUCUACAGAGGUUAGAUCACCCAAACAUUGUAAAACUGCUUGAUGUUUUUGAAGACAAAUCACAUGUAUACCUAGUUAUGGAAUUAGUUACUGGUGGUGAAUUGUUUGACAGAAUUGUAGAAAAAGGAAGUUACACAGAAAAAGAUGCUAGUGAUUUAAUACGACAGAUUCUGGAAGCUGUGGAUUAUAUGCAUGAUAGAGGAGUGGUACAUCGAGAUCUGAAGCCUGAAAACUUGUUGUAUCACAGUCCUGAUGAAGAUUCCAAAAUAAUGAUAAGUGAUUUUGGUUUAUCAAAAACGGAAGAAUCAGGAACCAUGGCAACAGCCUGUGGAACACCAGGAUAUGUGGCCCCUGAGGUUUUAGCACAGUUACCUUAUGGUAAAGAAGUGGAUUGUUGGUCAAUAGGUGUUAUAGCUUAUAUUUUAUUGUGUGGGUAUCCACCAUUUUAUGACGAAAAUGAUUCAGUCCUAUUUCAACAGAUAUUAAAAGCAGAAUAUGAAUUUGAUUCACCUUACUGGGAUGACAUAUCAGAAUCAGCAAAAGAAUUUAUAAGAAAUCUUAUGUGUAAGGAUGCUAAGAAGAGAUUUACUUGCAAGUCAGCUAUAGCAUUUCCUUGGAUAUCUGGAAAUACGGCCUUAGACAAAGAUAUCCAUGCUUCUGUUAGUGAAAAUAUUAAGAAGAAUUUUGCAAAGACCAAGUGGAAGCAAGCCUUUAACGCAACAGCUGUGAUUAGACAGAUGAAGAAAUUAGCAAUGAACAAAGAGGACCAUUCUCAAUCACCACACAGACCAACAGCAUCGGCCAGUCUCCACACCUAGCAUACUUGUCUCCCUUUAAGACUGUGGCAUAUUUUCAUGUUUACCAAGACUGCAGUCGGAUGUGUUAUUCCAGUGAAGUUUGGAUCACAAUCUGCAGGUGUCUGGGACCAUAUGAUAAGUCAUGUGACUGUUUUUAUUGCUUUGGUGCAGAUAUGAUGAGUUGUGUUGACGUAUUGGUAAUGCAUACAUGUACUGUGUAUUUAUCAUAUAUGUUUAUGACCUGUUUAAGUUUAUAUACAUUUAAGAAUUCCAAGUUUAAGUUAUUUACAAAUUUCCAGAUGUUAAGAACAAACUGCUUAAGAUAAUUUUUAGCGUCUUUCAGCAUUUGAAAGAAAACUGCAUUGGGUCUGCCAUUUUGUAAAAACAAAGUUCUGAACCAGAAAUAACCACUACUUAUUGGCAUUUUUUAAUACCUGAUCUGGACAUAAAAAAACACAGGACCCUAUAAGUUACAAUGGGGUUAAGAAUAGGACUUUGUCCUGUGGAAUUUUGUUGUUGUUUUAAGUCACUAGAUAUAGACUUGGUUGUUUGCUCAUGUUAUUUGCCCUGUUACUUUUUUUACCUAAACUAGCUUACAGGCUUCUUCUGUAGUCCCAAGUUGAUAAAUUUAUAUUUUAGUGAUCAUUAGAUGACCAACCCUACACAUGUAUACAAUGGAUAGUGUAUAUAUGUCUGCAAAGUUCAGUAUUAAAUCUGUGUAGGUUAUAUACCCAUUGCUUGAACAAAAUCUCACCAGAACAGUAUUUUUUUAGUCAUCUUAAAAGAUCAACUAUCAAGUUAUUUAAGUUAAUCAGCAAGUUUUUUUAUGAAAGUGGUUAAUACCUUGUAUUUUAUCCAACACCAAAUAUUGUAGUUUGGCAAAUUUUAGCAUUUUCAAACAUUAAUUCAUUUAAAUUAAGCAAAUGAGUGGUUAACUAAACAAGUGUUACAGACUUUACCUAGCGUAAAUGAUUUAAAGAAAUAAAGGGGUCUAAGGGACUAAAAAGGACCAAUGCCCCAAAAAAAGUAACUUACACUUCAAGUCAGAUUACUAUGCUAUUUUUCAAUUGAAUUUCCAAAGAAAACAAUUUUGUACCGGAUUCAUCAAAGCAUUGCUGUAGCUAAACUAAUUUUUGAUAAAUGUAUUUUUCAGCAAAUGAUUAUAUCUUUUUACAGCUUUUUACAAUACUUUGUCCAUACCUACAUAAUUUACUCAUGUUCAACUUUUCAAUGUCUAAUUGCUGCUAGUGUAUCCUGCUGCAUAAAGUGUAGCUCAUUAUUAAACAUGAUAUUCUGGUAGUAAAAUUUAUUACUUGAAAGUAGAAAAUAUUUCAGUUUUGGAGAUGUAUUGUACAAUGUAUUUUAUCAUUUAUUAUAAUGGCACUUUUCUGUCUCUUUUUAUCCAUUUUUUUUGUUUAGAACCAGUUAACAUUGACAUUUCAGUAUUGUGUAUCUCAUGUUACACUUGACGAGUGAUUGCUCAUGGUUGUUUUAUGGGUAACUACCAGAGAUUUAAUUCCAAUCACUAAAUAUCUGUUUGUAUUGUGACCAACAAAAGCAUGCUUAGUGGAACCAUAGUACAUUAAAUAGUAAAUAAUAUUUUGUUCUUCAAAUAGAUAAAUCACUGGUAUUUUCUUUUCUAACAAUUUUUUUAAAGAGUGUUCAAACAUCAUAUAUAUACCGGGGUAAACAGGGAAUGUUUGCUCAUUGAUGAACACUAUAAAUGAAAUAUUAACAGGGAUAAAACCCACCUUAAAGUAUUUAGUAUCUACAAUAUUUAUUUAUAAUGAGGGACAGCUUUAAGCACUUGCCAAAGCAUGAUAUUUGCUAUUUCAAUUCCUAUUAAGACAUUUUUUUUAUUAAGUCGGGUACUAAUAACCCUAUUUGUUUUAAUUGAAAAAUCGACGAGGGUUUUUUUUAACGACCUUGACUACCCAUAAGGGUCUUGCACGGUAGGUUAAAAUGACAGAUUUUUGUUAAUUCAGAGUACUAUUAUAUCUUUUGGCGUUGUGUGUCAAGAGAGGAAAGGAAUUGUAUAGUUUUUAAUCAUGUUCAUUGAUAUUUAGAAAAUAGGUAUGAAUGACUUGUACUUGAAACAAUUUUUUCAUUGAUAUUGUUGUAAUGGGUGGUAACUCUGCAGAUGUCUAAAAUACAGGUUUUAUCAUUUAAAAAAAAACAGAGAUAAAAGUCAAAUAUAAUUGAUGGAAAGUAAUACAAGAAAAAGAAAACACACAAUCAUUAUCUGUGUGAGUCCAAAAAAAUUUUAAAGUAACAAAUAAGAGUUGAAAUUCUUAGUAAGCGUAUGUCUGUGUGUCAUGUAGAAGGUAUUUGUGUCAUGAGUGUUGUUUUUAGGGGGAGAUUAUUUAGUGUUUUAUUUUCAAUUGCAUAUAAUUUAUUCAUCUCAGUAUCACAGUUUCAAUUGCAUUAUUUGAAUUUAGAAUCAAAAGUCAUAUAUAUCAUAACGUAUGCAUGGUUUUAAAUUAUUUAUGUUGUUUACUGUGAAAUGUUGAACCCCUUGAGAAAAGGUGGGGAAUAUUUUCCUUCAAUCGUUUUAACGAAUUAAACAUUGUACUGUUAUGCAUUUUGUUAUAUAUUUUUGAAUUGUCAUUUAUGCUAUUAAGAUUUUUGCUGUUGAUGUAAAUGGCUUCUAAGUUUACGGGUUGUAAACUUGUUGGUUCUGAAAAAAUAUGUAAUUUGAUUAAUAGGUCUUAUGGUUGAAUAUGGUAAAUAUGUAAGUUAUUUCAAGACAAAAAGUCAUUGCAAUCUAAAUUUUAUUUUGAUUUGACAUUAGAGCUUAAACAGUUUUUCUAAUGACAAGAAAUAGAUUAAAUACAAUUGGUAAUUGAAUUGUAUAAGUUUAAUUAGAUUAAUAGGAAUACUUUUUGAAAAAUUCAUUUUAAAGGCAGCAAAUAUAUUCCCAUGUUUUAAAUUAAAAUUGAGGAUGACUUUACUUAAUUUAUAAUUUCAAAUAUCAUUAUACUGAAGCGUAAACAUGACUAAUAUUAAUCUGGAAAUAAAGUUUGAUAGAUGUCCAUCUUAAUAAAAGUUGUGUCCACAAUUCAAGUGUUCUAACUUGUAGAAAUAUAGUUUGAUAGAUGUCCAUCUUAUUAAAAGUUGUGUCCACAAUUCAAGUGUUCUAACUUGUAGACAUGUUCUAGUCAUAUAACACUAGGCUACUUGAACCCUUAUAUCUCAUGGUGUGAUGAGUGAACAAUUUAUUAAAUAAAAAGUAAAAAGUAAAUUUUUUAAACAUUCCAAGUCCCAUGAAGAAAUUAUAACACGAUGGCUACUAUUUGAAUUAUGUAUACUAUUUCUGCAGAGCUUACUCUGAUAUCCAAUGUUUUUGGGUUGGUGUUUUUUGUAUUACUAUGUGUAGAAAAUAACUAUGUUGGACCAUUAUAAUACAUUAUGUAAUAAAUAGAAAACAUUGUAUAAGUAUGUAGAGAACAAAUGACACUUGUAGACUUUAGACAUACAUUAUGUAGUUAGGAACAACUUAAGACAUACAUUAUGUAGUUAGGAACAACUUAAGACAUACAUUAUGUAGUUAGGAACAACUUAAGACAUACAUUAUGUAGUUAGGAACAACUUUAGACAUACAUUAUGUAGUUAGGAACAACUUUAGACAUACAUUAUGUAGUUAGGAACAACUUUAGACAUACAUUAUGUAGUUAGGAACAACUUUGAAUAUGAAAAUUAUGAUAAUCUGUGUUAAUAAAAAAAUUAAUGCAUUUAAUUACCUCAUCAUGACAUUUGCUAAAAGUGUUCUGUUCAGAUUGUUACAAGAUACUUGUACUUACAAUGUUUUAGCAUACAUUUUAAGGUUUUUUCAGGUGAAAAUUGUGAUCAUCUUAUGUAAAUUACCUAAAGAUUGAUAUAAAAAUAAGCAUCGUUUAAUUUUAAUAUUUUUUACUUUUUAAAGUUUUGCAAGUUGAAUCUGUUUUUUUAAGUCUACAAAAGCAUGGAUUUUUUUUUUAAAUUUACUUCAGACUUUGUUAAAAUAAUAAAUGCAGUCAAUUAUGCAAUUUUUUUUGGCAGGGAUUCUUGAAAAUGUUGGAUGUGUAAUCUGGUUGGCUGUUUUGAAGUCCUCUUAAUUUUAAAUAUUUUCUUUGAUUGAUAAAAAUAAUAUUUGUUUUGACAGAGCUUAUAUUCUACUUUGAUAUUAAUGGUAACAACUGAUAUUUCUUGUGCAUGAUUUUUUUUCUUAUCAAAGAAAUUUCAAUGCCAUAUAUAUCAUUAGUCUUGUUUUGUAUGUCUGAUGGUCAUCAUAUUCCUAAGUAAGGAGUUUUUUUUAGUGCAAGUGAUUAAACAAAGUGUAUGUAGUAUGAUAUGUAUUGAUAAUAAUCAUGGGUAUAUUUUGAAGUUAUAUUCUUGAUCUUAAAAUUAUACGUUAGAUUAGAAUAGCAAAGAAAGUAAUUACAUAGGUUAUAUUUAUAUAUUUAUUGAUGAUAAAAAGUAAUUUGUAUAAGCAAUUGGGAGUUCUGGAUACAGUUUUGGGCUCAGUUUGUCAAGUGUCAAUGUUCUAUACUAUGGACUCAUCAGAAUCAGCUGGGACUCAAAAUUUCAGAAAAUGAUGAGUCCCAGGACUCACCCUAAAAAAUGUUGUAGUGAGAACCCUGUGUUUAUUUAGAGAGUUGAUAUGAGUUAGGAUUUUUAUGUCGGGUAUCAACUGUGGUAAAAGGAUAUCUGUAUGUAAAGCUAUACAAAACCAGGUGAAGUUAGUUACCCAGAAUUUCAUAUGAAUGGAAUUUACUAUUAUAACUGUUUAAAGAUCCGGUACUUAAGCAGUCUUAUAUAUGAAUUGCUAUACUUUAGCAGAGCUAGGUAGAAAUUUUCAUGCAUUCAAGACGCAACUAGAUUUUGAUAUUUUUUCCUAUUUUAUUAUACAUUUGUAUAUUGAAACCAGUAAAAACAAACUUUACAAAAAUUUUUAAAUGUGCAGAAUCAUGCAAAUCUAAGCUAAUACUUUAGAAACAUUUAAGAAUAAAUCAAUUUGUGAAAUGGUCUAUUUCUGUUUUGUAUUUGAAUUAUAAAUAUUUAGUUAUGGUACAUGUGUAGAAGUUUUCUUAAGAAACAAUAUAUAGAAAGUUCAUUCAAAUUAACUAUUUAUUAAUGCUACAACCAUCCAUGUUUAAUGAUAGGUUGACAGAACUGAAUAAAACAAAAGGAAAUAAAUCAACAGACCAUCAUCAUAUAUUAUUACUGCUUAACAAUGGAAUUUUAAAGUUUUGCAUUUCAAAAUGUCUGGAUCACAAUCAGUUUAGGCUUUCCAUGUUGAUUUUUUCUUGUUGAUGUUGUUAUUUUGGACUUUUUUGUCUUAAAAGUCUAUUAAAAUUUGUACUUUACUUUAUUUUUUCUAAAUGUAUGUUUAUAUUUCUGCACUUUUCAACAUAAAUACUUUAAAUUGUU
Mytilus californianus (California mussel) is the source of this 6553-nucleotide messenger RNA. RefSeq names its product calcium/calmodulin-dependent protein kinase type 1-like. The record is from RefSeq and is a predicted model, not a curated record. Lineage: Eukaryota; Metazoa; Mollusca; Bivalvia; Mytilida; Mytilidae. Gene Ontology annotation, biological process: protein phosphorylation. The coding region runs from base 125 to 1165 and encodes 346 amino acids. Gene Ontology annotation, molecular function: calcium/calmodulin-dependent protein kinase activity; ATP binding; calmodulin binding. The transcript is spliced from 10 exons.